Messenger RNA from Toxotes jaculatrix (banded archerfish), 4428 nucleotides. Its product is annotated as cohesin subunit SA-2. NCBI's taxonomy places the organism in Eukaryota, Metazoa, Chordata, Actinopteri, Toxotidae. Gene Ontology annotation, molecular function: chromatin binding. Bases 170 to 3727 code for a protein of 1185 amino acids. Gene Ontology annotation, biological process: sister chromatid cohesion. The transcript has 32 exons. Gene Ontology annotation, cellular component: nucleus; cohesin complex; chromatin. The record is from RefSeq and is a predicted model, not a curated record.
AGCUGGGGCACAGACGGAGGAUUAUAUCCGCGGAGGUACUUGAAUUUUAUUAGUCUGACAGCUUUCGGCUUCAAAAUCACUCAUCAGUGAACAUCAAGCAAGAAUGAAGAAAUGUAAAGAAGAUGCAGAGACACACACCUGAGCCCUGUGUAAAAAUCUGAGGAGUGAGAUGAUACCAGAGCCCACAGCUGCAGCUGCAUCCAGGUCCUCAGAGCAGAAUAAGAACUCUGAUGAUGAGGCGAACACCUCUGGUGCUGUCAAUCACUCAGAGGAUGAGUCGGGGAAUGAGAACAGGCGAAAGAGUGUGAGAAGGAGGAAAAGAGCACACACGGCCUCAGAGAAUGUCAAACGCAAAAGUGCCAAAGCCAGCCGCAGCAGUGUUAGCAAAGCAGGAGGCAGCCACAGCAGACAGAGGCAUGUGGAGGCCGUCACCCUGUUUGAGGUGGUCACCAUGGGCAGGAGUGCCAUGCAGGCGGUGAUAGAUGACUGGAUUGAGGCGUAUGUUGCAGACAGAGACUCCUCUCUCCUUGAUCUCAUCGGCUUCUUCAUCCAGUGCUCUGGGUGCAAAGGUGUGGUCACCGCGGAGAUGUGUCAGAGCAAAGCGGACAGCGAUGUGAUGAGUAAGAUGGUCGAGGAGCUGGAUGAGGUCUCCAGUCUGCAGUAUAAGAAGUUUCUGGCCUUUCCGUGGAUCCUCACAGUCACGUGGCCCAUGGAUACAGACAGCGUGGAGUAUCCUCUCAUACAGUCAGGCCCGUACGGUCGCUGGUUUCACUCGGAGUUCUGCGACUUUGUGUCGGUGCUGGUGGCUCAGUGUCAGCACAGCGUCAUCUUCGACAGUUACCUGAUGAACACACUGAUCUCACUGCUCACAGAGCUGUCCAACUCCUACGUUCGAGCCUUCCGACACACCUGCACGCUAGCAGCGGUGAAGCUGCUGAGCUCUCUGGUGGGCGUGGCUCUGAGCCUGAGCGUCGGGAUUGAAAACAGUCAGAAACUGUACAAGGUGCAGAAGACGAAGACCGUGAGACAGAAAAGCACGCAGCAGCUGGAGAGAAUACAGAAGAAGAUCACAGAGCUGCAGGAGAAGAGGGGCGAGAUAGAGAGCAUGAUGGACAUCGUCUUCAAAGGAGUUUUCCUCAAGAGAUAUCGUGAUGUGCUUCCAGAAAUCCGCUCGCUCUGCAUGGAGGAGUUGGGUUUGUGGAUGAAGCUCUACAGUUCUGCAUUUCUCAAUGAUAGCUACCUCAAAUACAUGGGCUGGAUGAUGAACGACAAAAUACCUGAUGUGCGUCUCAAGUGUGUGCUAGGUUUGCAGGGUUUGUAUGGAGAUCCUCUGCUUCUCCCUAAACUGGACCUGUUCACCAGCCGUUUCAAGGACCGGAUGAUCUCCAUGACCCUGGAUAAGGACAACGAAGUGGCCUUGCAGACCAUGAAACUACUGGUUCUCAUCUCCAAAUCGUCCGACAACGCGCUCAGUCCAGAGGACUACAAGCAGCUACUGCAGUUUGUUUACUGUUCACAGCGACCUCUCGCAGCGACCGCAGGGGAGCUGCUCUACUCAAGGCUUCUCAACACUGUAACCCCCGGAUCUGAUACUCAGGAUGAAAUAAAUGAGGAGGAGGAACAUAAACAAGGAACAUCUGCCACGCUGAAGGCUCUGCUGCAGUUCCACCAGGAGGCUGAGCUGCACAAACAUGUGGUGUACCUGGUGGACAGUCUGUGGGACUGUGGCGGAGCUCUGCUGAAGGACUGGGCCGCCCUCACAUCUGUACUGCUGCAGGACUCUUCCUCACACAGUCCAGGUCUUACACUGGCGGAACAAGCAGUGCUUGUUGAGAUUCUGGUGGCGUCUGUGCGUCAGGCCUCAGAGGGACCAGCCCUGGCCGGGAGGAGUGGAGCGAAGAAGGUAAUGAACGCCAGGGAAAAGAAAACUCAGAUUGAUGACUGUGCUAAACUCACUGAACAUCUCCUCGUUGUGCUUCCAAAGCUACUGUCCAAGUUUUCGAGUAGCUCGGACAUCGUUGCCUCCCUGAUGAGGAUUCCUCAGUAUUUCCUCCCUGAGUGUCCUCAGGCUGAAAACACGCAGGCGGUGUCCGGCCUCAUGGCAGAGAUGGGAGCUGUCCUGAACCUCCACUUGGGCCCUGCUGUGCUGGAGGCAGCAGCCCGCACAUACCUCAGUCUGUGUGGGGAGGAGACGACGUGGUGCUCCACAGCCCAAGCUGCCAGAGACUCUCUGGUCCAGACCUGGGUGGACCAACUGACCUUCCUGCUGGAAGACUCACUCAAGGAUGACUGUUUCUCUGCGGACGAGGCGAAAACUGGAGAAAUUGUAGCCACGCUGAGGAAACUCAGAGCUUUCCACAACUGUCACGACCUCUCUCAGUGGAGUCUGUUCGAGCUGCUCUCUCCCCUCCUGUCAGAGGACAGCAGCCAGGGAGGACCACCGCCUGAGGUGCUGCUGGAAGUUCUGCAGUGUCUGUGUUACUUCAUGCUCUGGUCUCUCAACACGAGCAGUGAAACUCUAACCUCGAGAGAUAAAGCUGUGGCCCAGAGGCUCCAGCUGCGUCUGUUCUGUGAGAGGAGUCAUCGCAGUCUCUCCCACCCUGACCACAGUGUGCAGCAGCAGGCUUUUCUGGGCGUGUGUGACGUCCUGAUGGCUCAUUCCUACCAGCGACAUGUGUGGGAUCCCACCUCCUUUGGUCCUCUACUCUACACGCCCAGUCCCAAACUGCAGAGGGCGCUGUUGACCUUUGUAUGCAUGCGCAUCUUUGUUGGCCCAGACUGUGACAGCCAGAGCAGAGUCAGUGAAAACUCUGAAGUGGAGAGGCUGGAGGACCUUCACAAACGAAGAAAUCUGCUCGCGGCCUUCUGCAAGCUGGUAGUGCACGGGGUGCUGGAGAUGAGCAUGGCCGCCGAGGUCUUCAUGUACUAUGUGAAGUAUUAUAAUGACUUUGGAGACAUCAUCAAGGAGAUGGUGUACAGGACCAGACAGAUGGAUAAGAUAGAGAGUGCUCGCACACUGGUGCUCUGUUUGCAGCAGCUGUUUGUGCGUCUAAAAAAGGAGCAGGAGAGCGGCGGCAGCGCUCACCCCGGGGUCCAGACCUUCACCAGCAUCAAGGAGCUGGCCAGGCGGUUUGCCCUCACCUUCGGGGACCUCGUCAAGUUUCGUGAGUGCAUCGUCGUGAUCCACAGGAACGGCAUAGAGUUUGUGUUCCAAGAGUUCAGCCAGACCCCGGAAACACCUACACCACCAUACCUCUCAUACCUGACCAUCCUCAGCGAGUUCUCCAGCAAACUGCUCAAACCAGACAAGAAGACGGUGUUCUCCUACCUGCAGAAGCACACUGCAGAGCACAUCAUUGUCCUCAGAGAGGAGUGCUGGCAGCCGCUCAUCUACUAUCGUGCUUCUCUGUUGGCUGUAGCUGAAGGGGAAGAUGCUGUGUCCUACGUUAGCUCUGACAGGAAGCUCUGCCUGCCCAAUCGCUCUCCCUUUUCCAAACAGAAACUAGAAGGAGGCAAAUCCCCCUGUCCGUUCAGCCCCGUUGACUCCAAAGCUAGCAAAGGUCACAGAUCCAACUUCAGUCCAAGCCAGCGGGAGAGGACAACUGAUACGGACCAGUUUUCAGUUCCACUGGAACCUCCGGCAAGAAGACUCACCACCGAGGGAUCUGUCCUCAGCACGAGCAACGAGGUGGAUGAUGACGCUGUGGAGAUUGAACUUGAAAUAUGAGGAGGUUGGGGAACAAACCUCGUACGAGCAGCAAGACCUCAGUGGACGUCUCAAACAGAGUGAGAAAAUUUCCUUUUUGGUUUUUUUGCACCUUAUAACUCACGUCUCGCAUUCAGAUGUCCAGACAUCCCAGCAUGCCAUUGAGCACCCAAUGUGGAUCAAUCCGCUAAUGAAAAUAUUCCACAGCAAAUGCACUAUUCACUCAUGUUUGAGUAACAUCUGCUAAAAACUACAGUGUCCUACUGUUUAACACAACAACUAUGGCUGUGUAAAAAUUCAAAACUAUAUAUAUAUAUAUAUACAUACUAUGAGGUGAUUUUAAGUCUUUUCAUGGCUGUUUCAAAAAUAAGAAAUUCGAAGACCGGUCUUACUCUUCAAAUAAUGUCAGAUUAAGGUCAAGACCCCUUAAAUUUGAGGACACUCUAUCAGUAUGUGCAUAAUUAAAAAAAAAAUUUUUUUUUUUACAGCUUUUCUGUACUUGAACGUUAUAAAUGAUCCAUUAUUUAUUUUUUCUUUUGGAUCACCCUCAGGUCCAAGGUUUGUCUAUUUGAGUAUUACCUGGGAUUCAUUAAGAAUUAAGCUUUUACUGUCCCACCUGCCACUUUAUUAUUGCUCCUUAUAGGAAAUGGUUGGGUUAAAUUUAGCCAAAAACUACUUAUGUAUUGCUAUUAAUUCGCUUAAAUAAUAAAAAAAAUAAUCUG